UGUGCACUGUACAGGUAACGCGCGCGUGCUUUGUGCACCACACGGAUUUAUUAUAACAGUAAUUUUUUCACCUGGGUCAGUUACACGUCACUAUGUUUUGGUGAUAUCCGCUUUCUGAGUAACAGCUGAUGAAAUAGAUCACAAUGUCGGUCGCUCCAUUAUAAUAUGCUGAUCGAUCCACUAUCCACAGUACGGUGCCAUAGGCAGACAGAAAUUAUUUAUUAAUGAUAUGUUGUGGACCGAAAUGACAUCAUUCCAAGACAUGGCGAUUGGCAGUGAUAGUGUAGAACCGCAUAUCGCUCAGACUCUAAAUGUGUGCCUGUCGCUUGGAGUGUGGGGGGUCUUCCCCAUCCUCGCCCCACGGGCAGUUUGAUAUAGACGACUACUACAGCCUCGCCCAGACGAUGGGUGACCGAGAGGAUGAGGACAACCCCACAACCCCCACCGAAGACGAUGUUUAUACCCAGCUGGCCCAGAAAGAGAGGGAUCUCACCCUCGCGGCGGAGUUAGGGAAAGCUUUGUUGGAGAAAAAUGCUGAAUUAGAGAGACGGAAUGAACUUUUAAUAGAGGAAUAUUCCAAAAAAUUGGAGGAACUUGAGCAAGAAAAGUAUGAAUUGCAUCUGAAAUUAGAAAAGACGGAAGCAGAAUAUGAGAACAAGAUAAAAGAGUUGCAGUAUGACAUCGACCAGAUCCGACAUGAUCUACAGUCACAGAUGUAUCAGAGCAGUUCCGACGACAAGGAGAAAGCAAACAUAAUCAAGGAUAUCACUCUCCAAAAUGAACGUCUCAAGGAAGACGUUCAAAGGGCGAUCUUUCGUGAAAAUGAACUUUCAUCAGAAGUUCAAGGCCUACGUGAGCAAGUGAUGUCAAGAAAGUCCUCCAUGCAUAUCCACCUCAGUCAGCUUGAGAUUCUACAAGAAGAGAUAUCUAUACUGAACCAGAGGAAGGCGGACCUGGAGAGGAGGAUUGCUGUGCUGUCAGAGGAGAAGGAGGCUAUGAAGGGUCGUCACGAGGACUCUGUGGAGAAAAUAAUGACGCUUGAAAAACAGAACAGAGAGAAAGAGCAACAGAUCCAACACCAGCAGAGGGACCUGAUUGAGCUGCAGGAGACCAAUCUACAACUGGAGGCUCAGCUCCACACCCUGGCCAGUCAGAACCUGUCACGUGGACAUGUACUGCAGAGUGAGCUGGCUGGCCAGGGAAAUGGCCACUCACAGUCUCUGUUUAGUGAAAUGUCAGGAAUGACCAAUCAAAGUAAUGGUCAAUCCAAUGAUAGCGGACACUCAACAUCACUGUUUGAGGAGUUGUCUGGUGCUUCCAAACAUAUACCUGUGGCUAACAUGAUGUUAGACGGAGAUGACAGCUGUAGCCUUCGUCCUAUGUCACUGUCACAGAUGAUGGAGGAAGAUGAUUUUGAGUGUGAUGACGAAGACACAGGUUUCAGUUACCAUGGCUCCGAUACUUCACCGCUCAGCUCCACCAUGUUGUCCGACUCAGCAUUCCUCUCACACUUUCAGAACUCGUCAUGUGUCAUGGACGUUGACUCUGAGACCCACACACAGCUCCAGGCUAUACUCAAGCUACAGGAUGAGUUAGUCCAGUCUUACCGACAGCUGAGACAGAUGUGCUCCGACUUUAGCCCUAUGAUCCCAAGGAGUCAAAGUUCAAUCCUGGAAGAAGAUGGACUACAGCCAGGCAAAUUAAGUGGUGUUUUACUGAACCUUAGGGAGCUGAUGCAGGAUAUGGUGCCACGCAAAGUUAUGUUUUCUGCUGCAUCCCAAGCUAACCUAGCUGAGGAUGAAGAUGAUAUCUCGUUGUCAGAGCUACAGAAACACAUUGGGGAGCUGAAGUUUGAGCUGUCUGAAGCCCAAGGUGACCUUGACCGAGUCAAGACAGAGUUAAAUGAGCGAGAUCAACAGCUGGAGACCAAGAGUCAGGAGCUCGGUCAGCUUACCAACAAGGUAAAGGUGUCAAUUCUAGAGUUGACCAGGCAGCACGAUGAAAUAACCCGAGCACAGACACACAGAGACCAGGUACAGAACAUGUCCGGGUGUGUCAUGUCCAGGGACGAGGUCAUUGAGCAGGCUCGGAGGGACCGAGAUGAGGCCGUAGAAAAACAAAACAAGAUGGAGAUAGAGUUGGCCAGGGCUAAGCUGGACCUUCUCAGUCUUAACAGUCAACUCAUGGAGACAAUCCAACAGAAAGUGGCACUGUCACAACAGCUCGACCAAUGGCAGGGCCGGGAAGAACAGGUUGACAUGGAGGAUUUACUUGGCUCUCAGAUGAAGAAACGAAUCCAGGAACAGUCGGAGAAGGAAAUCAUUGUGGACAAAUUAACUAAACAGAUCAAAAUGAGGAAAUCCAAAUCAAGCUCUUUCGUAUGAUGUCAGAUCCACCUUACUGUAUAGAAACUACCUAAAUGGUUCAGAUCAAAGGGGAGACAACCAAAUACCACCUUAACCUGACCAGUGAGACUCAUUAGGUCAGGUAACCUUGACCUGAGGAAAAUCCCAAACCAGUAGUGGACCUUAACAUUUGAAAGAAUAUGGUCUGUUGUUCUACACUCUCGUUAUUUGACCCUGACCUUUGAAAGGAAAGAGCUGUUGUGAUACAGCCUUGUAAUGUGACCUUGACCUUUAAACUUUGACACACAUGUUUAUGUUAGAAGGAUCGGUGGCUGGUUAUACAUUGUUAUUGCCGUACCUGGAUGUAUACGAGACACUACUGGUACACUAACUGGGGGAGACAGCUUUAUAAUGAAUCAUCAGAUUGUACUAUCUUUGAAGUGAUAUAGGUUGUACUGUUAAUCACACCAAGUGUUUUAGUGCUCCAUACAGGAGACUGACAGACAGGACAUUAAGGAUGCCAGACCAAUGUGAUCGCUCUCAAAAAAAAAAUCUUUGGUAUUCUUUUUGAUGUGACAUAAUCUCCUAUAGCUGUUGUAUUGCCCAGAUAUACAAAUGAGUACUACAAGUACUGGAAGUAAAAUUUGUGAUGGGCCAAUUCUAGCAUCAUUACUUGAACUGAUCUGUCUUCCAUGCUGUAACUCUCACCAGAUGUAUGUUAUCAUUUAUUCUGUAUAGUACAAUUACAGUACUUUUCAAAAGAAAUUAAUUAUUUUUUGGAAGACCUCACAAAUAGUUGCAUUUAAUGACUGUAUGCAGACCUGCAAUAUAUUGGAUAAAAUCCAAUUAUAGAUAUCUUGAUAGAACAGAACUGUACAGGUAUGAUUUUUAUGUGGAAAUAUGGGAUGAACUCUGACCUCUGAUGUAUAAAUUAGACAAUUUAAUUAAAGACAUUAUAUUGGACAUGUGAUGUCCACUAAAUGUGUGCUAUCAAAUACUGUAAACAUACUAAAUUUGGUGUAGUCACAUUUUAGCAUUAGCAAACAUAAACACAUAACAGAUUAGCGAAAUGAUGAAUUGGCGUGCCCACAUUAUUUGCUAUAGAAAUAGCACAGGUAUAUAAAAAAUAUAUUUGGGGAAAUGUUUUAGAUGCAAAUUAAAGAUGCUGAAAGAAGAUAACAAACCAGGAAGAUUUAUACAUCUACAGUAGACAACUUAUUUAUAGGCCUGUGUUUCUGUGGUAAUUAGCCCAUAUCUCUGUGGUAAUUAGCCCAUGUCUCUGUGGUAAUAAGCCCAUGUCUCCAUGGUAAUAAGCCCAUGUCUCUGUGGUAAUAAGCCCAUGUCUCUGUGGUAAUAAGCCCAUGUCUCCAUGGUAAUAAGCCCAUGUCUCUGUGGUAAUAAGCCCGUGUCUCCAUGGUAAUAAACCCAUGUCUCCAUGGUAAUAAGCCCAUCCAUAUCUAUUGCAUUUCAGUAAAAAUGCUGCCACAGGUGUCUGCAUCUGAUUAGUAAUGAUAGGAAAAUAUUAGCCUGUGAUACUUCAGUACCAAAUGGUAUUUCCAUGUCCUGCAAUUAGCCCAAACCUUUGAGUCAAAAUUCUUUAGAUAUUUAUCUUCAGGUAAAUACAGAAUUUCUUUAAAUCAAGCCUGUGAAGUCAUCUAUUAUAAAACAUGACAUCAUUCUGUUGUCACAUGUAACGCGUUGGUAUUCUGGGGCUUGUUGAUACAAAAUUUCCACACAAUAACUUUCUAGUGUGGAGUGAUCAUGACAACAUAAUCUUGGCCAUUUCACAAUUUGCUGAGCUCACAUGUCAAUCUGAUUAGCCAUUUCACAAUUUGCUGAGAUCAUGAAGAAUGCUGGAUUCACCUUAUAUUUCAUUAUUUUUGAUCAGACAUAAAAAUUUCUAAAUCAGUUUUGGUAGUUUAAAUAAACAAAAUGAUAAAAUAUAUGACAAAGAAUACAUAAAACUUGAUUAGGUCUUUUUGACAUGGUGACGCCUUAAUCACCCUUUCACCCUUGAUACUGUUGUCUAUCAUCACUCUCAUCAGGUAGAUGACAACAGACAGGCGAUCACAUCCAGGAGACACACAUGUCAGUUUUGGACUGGAGUCUCCAGUCACAUUUCAGUUAAUUUGGCAAUCUCCAGAUCAAAAUCAUCUCAAAAUGGUUACUUUGAAAAUCAUUUUCACCUACAUGAUACAAUUUAUACAUAAACAGUACAUGAAGUUGGUAAAAAAUUGAUUAAACAACAAAAUGAUUUAAUUAAAGCAGCAAACCAAAAAUCUGCAGUUUGAGACUCAAACCAAAAUUCUCAUUUUGAGUUUUGCAAUUGGAGUCUCCAAAUUGUUGAGUUUUGAUUUCAGGAUAGUUUUGUGGAGAGAUGAAUUUUUAAUUUUGUUUCAAAUAUUCAAAAAAAUUGUAUUUCAUCAAAAGUCAGAAAAGAUUUUUUUAAACAUGUGUACGGCCAGGGUAUAUUUGUGCUUGUUAGAUAUUCCGAUGAAAGGCCAAGCCAAUUUUGUUGUGUGUCCUCUGUUACUUGUCCUGUGUGAUUUGUUGCUAGCUGUGUCGAUCUCUGUAAACUUAAACUGAUAAUAUGACAGCUACCAACCAAAUAACUUUAUUAUUUCUACAACUUCACCAACUAUACAAAUCCUAUAGAGGUUGAAUACUCUAUAACUAAAACCACAGGUAAAAAACUCACGAGUUCUUAUUGUUUCACUUUAUCAAUGAAGGUAACAUGUGCACAAAUAAAAUUUGAAUGCAGGGUCUAAAUAUUUCCUCACAAAAACAUCAUUUGUUUUAAUUGAUAUUACUUGAUAAUGUGCAAUGAAAAAAAAAGUAUGAAACUUUCUGUUACCUAAUAUAUUAUGUGGGAAAUGUAAGUUUUGUAUAUUGAAAAUCUGUUGUACAAUAAUAAUGAGUUUGCAGAAGAGAGUUGUCAAUAUCUCCUUAAUUUCGAUUAUAUGUCAGCUUUAGUUAUCUUUUUAGAUCUGUCAUAAAUUUUAUUUAGGUACAUCAAAAUAUUUGUUUUUCUUUCUACAUUUGUCUCUUAACAAGUGAUUGCAGACAAGGGAGACUUUUGGAAAUAAUUCUAUAAAGGUCAUUGAGGUAUUGUAUUUAGAUUUUAAUUUAAAAUGAAAAAGGAUGAAAAAUAGACUUUAAGAAGAGGAGCAAAAAUAGACUUUGAGUAAAAAGAAUGAAUGAAAAAAAUACUUUGGUAAUGACUGAAAUGGUUAUAGAUAUAUAUUAUGUAGAAAGUGAAGUAUCCUGUAUGUUUUUUGUCCGACUAGGAUGAUAAUUAUACCACUGUCCGCGACAUUACAUUGUGUUCUUUAUGUAACUGUGAUGAUGGUUAAUCACUGUACAUUUAACAACAUAAAAAAGCUUAUGUGAUAGAAUUCUGUAUUAUAUAUCGAUGGGAAAACCUGAAUAACAAAACAUUGGAGACGAAGAAUUCACCAAGGUAUUACUGGUAAGCAAUUAUUUGAUUGUAUAUACAUACAAACAUAUGUAUGUAAACACCUGGGAGCAUUUUGUUGUUGUUUUACUACCUAUUUUUAUUGUACAAAGAAACUAAUUGAUUUGCAGAUUUUUUUUCUUUUUCCAAUUACAAAAUGUACUUUAAUGGCAUGAAGUUUUGCCUAAUGAAGUACAAGUAUGUAUGGAAAUAAACAAUUACACAUACAUGUUUUUUGUUUUCAAGUACAUUUAUGUAUCUAUUUUGCGAAAAAAAAAAAAAAAAAAAUUAGUUUAUCAUUGAGCUAAAUACUUUUCAAUAUUUUCACAUUCACCAAAAACUUAAUCAUAAACAUUUUUGAUAAAACUAAUCAUCCGGACAAGAACCUUGAGUCCUACUUAGCGAUCUCAUUAUGUGUUAGUCCAUUCCAGCUAGUGCAUUUAUUUUACUGAUGAUAUAUCAAUAAGCAUUAUUUUUUGUUGACCUGGGUAAUGUUUUAUUAUUUGUGAUGCAUUUAUUUAUAACUUUGUUCAAAUUUUCUUUAUUCAAAUUUAAAUGUUCCAGUUGAAUUUUAAUAUUAUAGUACCCCUAUCUUUCAUUAAUGUGAUGGUUGUUUUUCUAUAGAAUUAUGGAACUGAAAACUACCCUGUAUCUAGUCAAUGGUCGGAAACCUUCAAUUGUAGUCUUAUUUCGGGCGUUUAAAGCUUGAUGGAUAACUGUCGAGAACCCAGUAUCACAACCAUUUCAUAUCUCGAAGAAUUACCUUCAUUUGCUCUAUUGAACAUUAAUUUUGUGAACGACGAAAUUUGUGAAUUUUACUUACCAGUUAUUAUGUGAAGGGUAAUAACUGUUCUCUGUACAUUUAAAAGUCUGUGAGGUACCAUUGAGUGUAAACAUUGUAAUGCAUUUUAGUUUUAUCAACAAGCCUCAGUCGUGUGUUAUAGUUUAGAUAAAAUGAGAUCUGGUGAUGUUGUAUUACCAAAAAUAAAUUUCAGACAAACA
Messenger RNA from Pecten maximus, 6801 nucleotides. Its product is annotated as BICD family-like cargo adapter 1. NCBI's taxonomy places the organism in Eukaryota, Metazoa, Mollusca, Bivalvia, Pectinida, Pectinidae. Bases 312 to 2384 code for a protein of 690 amino acids. The transcript has 13 exons. The record is from RefSeq and is a predicted model, not a curated record.